Molecule: messenger RNA, 3312 nt
Organism: Kogia breviceps (pygmy sperm whale)
Lineage: Eukaryota; Metazoa; Chordata; Mammalia; Artiodactyla; Physeteridae
Source: RefSeq, a predicted model, not a curated record
GGCUGCCACGCCGAGUUCCGGUUCCUGUGGCUGCGGCCGCGGGCGGGCGGUGAGGCUAGGCGAGAGUGCAGUUGGCGCCCGGGCUCGCCGCCCCCGCCUCGCCGCACCUACGGCUUGCUGCCGCGCGGGGGCUUGCGCCGCCCCUGCCUCCCCUUCCGGGCCAUGGUGCAACCCCAGGGCGCGUCCGUCCCCCGCCGCCGCUGACCCCGGUCCCCCACUCCAUGGCCGCCUCGGCGCCGCCCCCACCGGACAAGCUGGAGGGAGGUGGCGGCCCCGCACCGCCCCCUGCGCCACCCAGCACCGGGAGGAAGCAGGGCAAGGCCGGUCUGCAAAUGAAGAGCCCAGAAAAGAAGCGAAGGAAGUCAAAUACUCAGGGCCCUGCGUACUCACAUCUGACGGAGUUUGCGCCACCCCCGACUCCCAUGGUGGAUCACCUGGUUGCAUCCAACCCUUUUGAGGAUGACUUCGGAGCCCCUAAGGUGGCAGCCUCAGUAGCCUUGGGGACCUCAGCAACUAUGGCCUCCUGCCCAGACUCGGACAAUAGCUGGGUGCUUGCCGGCUCAGAGAACCUGCCUGUGGAGACCCUGGGCCCUGAAUCCAGGAUGGACCCAGAAUCUGAGAGAGCUCCCCAGGCCCCUUGGAGCCCGUCCAAGGCAGCUGCUGAGGAAUUAUCUGGGACCUUGGAUGGAGAAGAGACCCUGUUCCAGAGUGAGAGCUCCCAGUCCAGGCCCAUUCUGCCAGAGGAGACUGAGGCCAAGGAUGUCCUGGAAAGUGAUGAUCGUGGAAUGGAGCCCCCUGGCCCAGGAGACACAGAGGCCCAGGGAGACUUGGAGGAGACCCCUGAGGCAGUAGGCCUGGGACCGGACACACAGGACCUGGAGGAUCAGAGUCCCCCCAACAGCCUGCCCUCAUCCCCCCAAACAGCUUGGAUCAGGGAGGAGGCCCACUGCUCCAGCAGUGAGGACGACACCGACAUGGAUGUGGAGGGUCUGCGGAGGCGGCGGGGCCGGGAGCCCAGCACUCCUCAGCCUGUGGCCCCCCUGGGUGUGGAGGACCAGGCUGGGGGUGAGGGUGCGGGCAGGGAGCUGGGCAUCUCCCUCAACAUGUGUCUCCUUGGGGCCCUGGUUCUGCUGGGCCUGGGGAUCCUCCUCUUCUCCGGUGGUCUCUCAGAGGCUGAAAGUGGGCCCAUGGAGGAAGUGGACUUGCAGGUCUUCCCAGAUACCGGCUGGGAUACUGAGAUGCUGGAGGCUGAGGGGGAUGGGCAGGAUGGGCUAAAGCAGCAGGUGCAGACCUCAGCGCCCCCUGACAGUGUUCCCAGCCUGCAGAACAUGGCCCUUCUGCUGGACAAGCUGGCCAAGGAGAACCAGGAUAUCCGGCUGCUGCAGGCCCAGCUGCAGGCCCAGAAGGAAGAGCUUCAGAGCCUGAUGCAUCAGCCCAAAGGGCUGGAAGAGGAGAAUGCCCGGCUCCGAGGGGCCCUACAGCAGGGCGAGGCCUCCCAGCGGGCUCUGGAGUUAGAGCUGCAGCAGCUGCGGGCCCAGCUCCAGGGCCUGGAGGCUGACUGUGUCCGGGGCACAGAUGGGGUGUGUCUCUAUGGGGGCAGAGGCCUGCGGGCUGGCAAGGUCACCAAGGAGCAAGGCCCAAGGGGGCAGGUGCCAAGCCCUGGCUUCCUGGAGCAGAAGAAACAGCUAGAGGCUGAGGCCCAGGCAUUAAGGCAAGAGUUGGAGAGGCAGCGGCAGCUGCUGGGGUCUGUGCAGCGGGACCUGGAGCAGAGCUUGAGGGAUGCGGGCCAAGGGGACCCAGCGCAUGCUGGCCUGGCUGAGGUGGGUCACAGGCUGGCCCAGAAGUUGCGGGGCUUGGAGAACUGGAGCCAGCGCCCUGGGGUUCCUGCCAAUACCUCAGAGACCUGGCAUCAGGAGCCUCACUUCCAGAGUUCCAGGGAGUGGAGCAGAAAGGAAAAGUGGUGGGAGGGGCAGAGGCACUGGAAGAAGACUGACCACUGGAAACAGAAGAAGGAGGAAUCUGGCCGGGAAAAGGAGAAGAGCUGGGGGGGUGAGGAGGACAGAGAGCUAGUGGGGAGGUGGAAGGAGGGCAAGCCAAGGGUGGAGGGGUGGGCCAGCAAGAAGGAUGGCAAGCGACAGGGUUCUAAGGAGCCCCCCAGGAAAAGUGGGAGCCCCCAUUCCUCCAGAGAAAGGCAAAAACACCCUCAGUGGAAGGAGGGGGCUAAAGACAGGCAUGACCCCAUGCCACUCUGGGCAGAGCUGUUGAGGCACAAGUACCAGGCACCCCAGGACUGCUCGGAUGUGCACGAAUGUGCCCGCCAGGAGGGCCUGGCCUUCUUUGGCAUGGAGCUGGCCCCUGUGCGGCAACAGGAGCUGGCCUCUCUGCUGAGGACGUACCUGGCACGGCUGCCCUGGGCUGGGCAACUGACCAAGGAGCUACCCCUUUCUCCUGCUUACUUUGGUGAGGACGGUAUCUUCCGCCACGACCGCCUCCGCUUCCGGGACUUUGUAGAUGCCUUGGAGGACAGCCUGGAGGAGGUGGCAGUGAGACAGACAGGUGAUGACGAUGAGGUGGAUGACUUUGAGGACUUCAUCUUCAGCCACUUCUUUGGAGACAAAGCACUGAAGAAGAGGUCUGGGAAGAAGGACAAACACUGGCGGAACCCCAGAGUUGUGGGACCCAGGGAGGAACACAGCCACCAGCCCCAGGGCUGAGGCCCUGUGCUGUCUGUCCCCUGGGAACCGUUAAACUGCCACCUCCCUUGGCUCAUUUGGUGUCCUUGGAUAUCCUUCACCGAGGAGAGCGGAAAUCACCCAGCCCCGCACUGAAACCACUUUUGCUAGAAAAAGGUCUUAGCUAGACCUGCCUUGCUAUCUAUGUAAAUGUAUGCAAAUGCUCAGGGUCCUGGGCCAUGACCCUUGCAGCCUGAUUGUGUCACGCCAGUGUGAAGGAGGGGAAGAGAAGCCUGUUUUUUGGGGGGUGGGGAGGAGGUAGGGGGGAUGGGGGCAAUUCUAAUUCUGAAACCAGAGAGCUUUCCUCCGUGUGUGUGUGUGUGUGUGUGUGUGUGUGUGAGCACGCGUGUGUGUCGGGGAGGUGGGGGGAGUGGGCCCCUUGGCUGCACGCACUGACCCGGACCCCCUGGCAUUUGACUAGCCUGGCUGGCUGGGGGCCCAGCAUGAGGGCUUCCCCUGGUGUUUUGUUAGAUUUGGAAGGAGCUGGCCCCAGGGGGCUGAAACCCCCUUUUAAGCCUUGUUGCUCACCUCCCCACGUGAAAUGUAGACUCAGAUCCCAACAAAAUGCUGUUGGAGCUGU